AUGAAUAGAAUAGGGGACGACGAGGAGCCAGGGCCCCACCCGCGGGUGGCAAGCCCGCGUUCCUCUAGGCCAGAACAGACGCACAGGGCUGAGAUAGAACUCGCGAGCAGGACCACCCAGGGCGCACGACAGCGACACCCCACCCCACCGGCCCCCACGCCUGAAGACUUAUGCACUGCGAUGAUUCAAGAAAAGCUCGAACAACUCCGCCGCGACCGCGACGCACGAGCAACCGAACUCGCAAAACGGCGGGACCAAGACGGCCCAACCACCAGUGACAACUCAUCUUCUGACGACUGCCGAACGAAGACUCAAAUUCCGACUGAACAACACCAUGCCAUGGACCAUCAUGAAGAAUCCAGCGACUCUGACGCACCAUUCCAGGAAGUCAGACGCCGCCGGAAAGGCACUAAACGCAGGAAAGCUGAAGAAAACACCCGCAUGCAAACAGAAUCGCGAGCUGUACCCACCACCAACUACUACGCACCACUACAGAAACAGGACGAACCAACGGCAGACCAACACCAGCUCCAGCCCAACGACACAACUUCUCAGCACACUCCAGCUCCACCGCCGCCGAAACCGAGAAUACCACCAGACCGACAUAGAGCAGGCGAGAUAGUGCGGACUAGCCGCACUUGUAGGAUGAAUAGAAUAGGGGACGACGAGGAGCCAGGGCCCCACCCGCGGGUGGCAAGCCCGCGUUCCUCUAGGCCAGAACAGACGCACAGGGCUGAGAUAGAACUCGCGAGCAGGACCACCCAGGGCGCACGACAGCGACACCCCACCCCACCGGCCCCCACGCCUGAAGACUUAUGCACUGCGAUGAUUCAAGAAAAGCUCGAACAACUCCGCCGCGACCGCGACGCACGAGCAACCGAACUCGCAAAACGGCGGGACCAAGACGGCCCAACCACCAGUGACAACUCAUCUUCUGACGACUGCCGAACGAAGACUCAAAUUCCGACUGAACAACACCAUGCCAUGGACCAUCAUGAAGAAUCCAGCGACUCUGACGCACCAUUCCAGGAAGUCAGACGCCGCCGGAAAGGCACUAAACGCAGGAAAGCUGAAGAAAACACCCGCAUGCAAACAGAAUCGCGAGCUGUACCCACCACCAACUACUACGCACCACUACAGAAACAGGACGAACCAACGGCAGACCAACACCAGCUCCAGCCCAACGACACAACUUCUCAGCACACUCCAGCUCCACCGCCGCCGAAACCGAGAAUACCACCA
Molecule: messenger RNA, 1242 nt
Organism: Schistocerca americana (American grasshopper)
Lineage: Eukaryota; Metazoa; Arthropoda; Insecta; Orthoptera; Acrididae
Product: serine/arginine repetitive matrix protein 1-like
Exons: 2
Source: RefSeq, a predicted model, not a curated record